AUGACCUUCCAACCCUUCACAAAGCAAGAAGGGCAGCUAUGUGCUCAACAUGCAUUGAAUGCACUCUUGCAAGGGUCUUACUUUACCGCGGUAGAUCUGGCUGAUCUUGCCAGGCAGCUGGAUGCCCAGGAACUGACGGCGAUGGCGGAGGGAAACGUUGGAGGUGUAGAGUCUGAAGAAUAUCAGCGAUUUUUGAAGGAAGGGUCAGCAAACUAUGAUGAUAGCGGCUUUUUUUCGGUUCAGGUUAUAUCUAAUGCAUUACGGGUCUGGAAUCUGGAUAUUACCGCGAUUGGGUCACAACAGGCCACUGCCGCCCGAACAGAUCCGACGAACGAGAAUGCAUUUAUAUGUAAUUUGCAGGAGCAUUGGUUUACUUUGCGCCGAUUUGGUGGAUCGCCAAAGAGAUGGUAUAACCUGAACUCUGUGUUCGACGGUCCCGAAUACGUGUCUGAAACGUACCUUGGCCUUCUACUAGCACAGCUGGAAAACGAAGGGUACUCCAUCUUUGUGGUGAAUGGUCCAAUUCCGCAGUCGGAAGCCGAUCUGUACGCUGCUAGCGAUCCAGUUCCAGCACCGUCACAAAUUCCCAAGGGCAAUACAAAGGGGGGCCGGUCUCAGCCAGAGAGCAGUCUGCAAGUGACAGGCACAGGCGUCGGAUCUUCUGCUGGUGGGGAUGAUGACCUGGCGCGGGCCAUCGCUAUGAGUCUGGGUGAAGAAGUUGGCCCAAUGGAUGGGCCUACACAUAUACCUACAGGGAAUCCUGAAGACGAGGACCUCAAGCGGGCUUUAGAGCAGAGCUUAUUGGAGGGUGGUGUAGACUCGAAGACAUUAAAGCGAGCCAUAGACGAGAGUUUGAAAGAAGAUGAGGAGAGACUCAUGAAUGAGGCCCUUCAAGCAAGCUUGCAGGAAUCAGCCGCUGCUUCGGAAUCCCUGGACCCCGAGAACAUUAGGCGGAAAAGAUUGGAGCGCUUUGGUGGAUGA
Molecule: messenger RNA, 981 nt
Organism: Spizellomyces punctatus DAOM BR117
Lineage: Eukaryota; Fungi; Chytridiomycota; Chytridiomycetes; Spizellomycetales; Spizellomycetaceae
Exons: 7
Coding region: 1-981 (326 amino acids)
Biological process (GO): protein deubiquitination
Cellular component (GO): nucleus
Molecular function (GO): cysteine-type deubiquitinase activity
Source: RefSeq, a predicted model, not a curated record